Molecule: messenger RNA, 4245 nt
Organism: Rhinopithecus roxellana (golden snub-nosed monkey)
Lineage: Eukaryota; Metazoa; Chordata; Mammalia; Primates; Cercopithecidae
Gene: SLC6A13
Product: solute carrier family 6 member 13
Exons: 15
Coding region: 2110-3918 (602 amino acids)
Biological process (GO): neurotransmitter transport; sodium ion transmembrane transport
Cellular component (GO): plasma membrane
Molecular function (GO): gamma-aminobutyric acid:sodium:chloride symporter activity
Source: RefSeq, a predicted model, not a curated record
CCAGCAGACCAAAGGAUGAUGGCAACGUGAGGUAGAUGCAAGGCUAGUCACGCCUGUUUUGUGUGGAACCCCAGACAGGAAGUUGUGAGGGACUGUCACCAACAUUUAUCUACCAGUGGUUCUCAAGCUUUUUGUUGUUGUUGUUUAACUUUUGUCAACCUAAGCAGGACAAAAAACCUACCAUAGCCAUUCCCACUUUAUAGGGGAAAAAGAAAUUGGGGAUAACAAACAUUUGGAGAGGAAUAAAAUAGGAGUCAACAUGUGGUAACAUGGCAGCAGUUAUGUAAAAACAAAAGAGUUGGUAAGUAAAGCCAACAUUCCUUAAUACAAGAGCAGCAACUUACAACCAACUCAGGAUAAGCCUGAUGAUGUCCUUGUCACUGACAGUCUUUCCUGGAAACUGGAAAUUGCAACCGUUUGCAUAUAUGAGGACAUAGAAGGGGCUGUGCAACAUUGCCAAAGGCCGAAUGGUAUCUGAGAAAACACCAGUUAUCUGGUAAUUUUAGAUUACAAACGCCAAAGUUUAUAAUGCGUAGUAGGCCGUUAGUAAGUACCACUCAAGGAUAAGUAAAAAUGGAAGUCAAUAGCACUGCUUUGAAGAUGGUCUUUUUUUACAUGAGUUUGUAGGCUGUCUCCGGACCCUUUUGGUUUAUUGCUUUACAUGGCUCAAUCUAAGAGAUGAAAGCUUGAAAGGGGAGAGGAACAGGGGCAGCUGAAACAUAAGAAGAAUGAUUUCCAAGAAGCUUCUGGGAAGCUCUCCAGGUAUUGCCACGCGGUGUUUCCCUGCCCCUGCCCCUGCCCCAUGCCCGUAAGUUAGAUGAGGGAUGAAGGAAAUGGAAACUACCUUAGACUCUUCGAUUCAUCUUUCUUUCCACUCCUCUCUGUCAUCUCAAGAUGUCUCUGUCACCUCACUCAUUGCCCCAUCCCCUACCUAACUCAUUCUCCCAGUCUGGCCAGAGCCCAGCUUAGCUCAGGGGUUUCUCAGUCCUGUCUCCUUCAAGAAGACUUGCCUGCUCACUGUGAAUAAUCCCGUAAGGAUGAAUAACAGCUGCCAUUUACAGUGAGUCACCUAUCUCCUGAAAUCUCAAGCUGGACAGUCACAUAUGUAGGACUCAGACCCCACACUCUCUGGUGUCAAAGUCUAAGCAGGUUUCCCCUGCAUGCACUGUGCUUCGGCACGUGGCUGAGGUGGGACUCUGCCCUGUCCUAGACUCCAGGCUGAAUGAGCUGCGCUCGCAGCCGCCUCUGGGGGCUGUUCCUGCAGAACAACGAAGCUCCCUGGAUGACCUGUGCCUCGUGCUCACGACCAGCUCCUUCACUUAUGACAGCUUUAGGGCUUGGCUUUAUUUUAAACUUUGACACUUCCUUUUCUCUAUUGAUUUAAAAACUACUUUAAAAUUACAGCAUACUAUUUAAAAAUCCAAACAAUAUUGAUAAAGUGGGGAAAAAAAUCUCCCUUACUGCCAUCUCCUGAUUUCAGUUCCGCUCUACAAAAGUAACUACUAUUAACCAUUUAGUGACUUUUUUUCAGACUUCUUCUAUGUGUAUAAAUGUCUGUGUAUGUUUGGGAAGUUUUUCUGACAUCUCAUAGUUCUGUAUCUAUGUAUCUUUAUUCUAAAUCAUCGUCCAUUCCACAUUGCAAGCUGCAAAACGGUAAGAUAAAUGUAUUUGUAAAUUAAUCUACACAGCACCUGACCAAAGGAACACCUAUUCUUGAUGGAUUUAUAGGAGCACGUGUGUUAGAGACAGGGGUGGGAGGCAGGAUCCCUCCACAGAGACCCUGAGAUCACCAGGUGGGAAGCGCACAUGAGCUCUGGGGAAGAGACCAUGCUUCAUAAGCUCACCAGCAGCUGGCCCGACCUGCCAGGGUGUGCACACUCCCCAGACUGCGGAAUCACUCAUGUGCGGGUUGUCCGGUGGCCGAGGGAGGGGAGGGGUGAAAAGUGGAGGGGGAGGCACAAGGGUGGAAUGUGGGCUGGGCCAAGUUUAGAAUUACGAGUGCCACAGAGGCGCUCUGGGACCACACUUUAAAUAGCCGGCACCUUCCCCUUCCCCUUAGAUAAUUCUUCUCCCCGACUGGACCUCUGGCAGCAACUUCACUAAGGUGGGAUGGAUAGCAGGGCCUCAGGCACAGCCAGUAAUGGAGAGACAAAGCCAGUGUAUCCAGUAAUGGAAAAGAAGGAGGAAGAUGGCACCCUGGAGCGGGGGCACUGGAACAACAAGAUGGAGUUUGUGCUGUCAGUGGCCGGGGAGAUCAUUGGGCUGGGCAACGUCUGGAGGUUUCCCUAUCUCUGCUACAAAAAUGGGGGAGGUGCCUUCUUCAUCCCCUACCUCGUCUUCCUCUUUACCUGUGGCAUUCCUGUCUUCCUUCUGGAGACAGCACUAGGCCAGUACACUAGCCAGGGAGGCAUCACAGCCUGGAGGAAGAUCUGCCCCAUCUUUGAGGGCAUUGGCUACGCCUCCCAGAUGAUCGUCAUCCUCCUCAACGUCUACUACAUCAUUGUAUUGGCCUGGGCCCUUUUCUACCUCUUCAGCAGCUUCACCAUCGACCUGCCCUGGGGCGGCUGCCACCAUGAGUGGAACACAGAACACUGUGUGGAGUUCCAGAAGACCAAUGGCUCCCUGAAUGGUACCUCUGAGAAUGCCACCUCUCCUGUCAUCGAGUUCUGGGAGCGGCGGGUCUUGAAGAUCUCUGAUGGGAUCCAGCACCUGGGGGCCCUGCGCUGGGAGCUGGCUCUGUGCCUCCUGCUGGCCUGGGUCAUUUGCUACUUCUGCAUCUGGAAGGGGGUCAAGUCCACAGGCAAGGUGGUGUACUUCACGGCCACAUUUCCUUACCUCAUGCUGGUGGUCCUGUUAAUUCGAGGGGUGACAUUGCCUGGGGCAGCCCAAGGAAUUCAGUUUUACCUGUACCCAAACCUCACACGUCUGUGGGAUCCCCAGGUGUGGAUGGAUGCGGGCACCCAGAUCUUCUUCUCCUUCGCCAUCUGUCUGGGGUGCCUGACAGCCCUGGGCAGCUACAACAAGUACCACAACAACUGCUACAGGGACUGUCUCGCCCUCUGCUUCCUCAACAGCGGCACCAGCUUUGUGGCCGGCUUUGCCAUCUUCUCCAUCCUGGGCUUCAUGUCCCAGGAGCAGGGGGUGCCCAUUUCUGAGGUGGCUGAGUCAGGUCCUGGCCUGGCUUUCAUUGCUUACCCGCGGGCUGUGGUGAUGCUGCCCUUCUCUCCGCUCUGGGCCUGCUGCUUCUUCUUCAUGGUCGUUCUCCUGGGACUGGAUAGUCAGUUUGUGUGUGUAGAAAGCCUGGUGACAGCGCUGGUGGACAUGUACCCUUGCGUAUUCCGCAAGAAGAACCGGAGGGAAGUCCUCAUCCUUGGAGUAUCUGUCGUCUCCUUCCUUGUAGGGCUGGUCAUGCUCACGGAGGGCGGGAUGUACGUGUUCCAGCUCUUCGACUACUAUGCAGCCAGUGGCAUGUGUCUCCUGUUCGUGGCCAUCUUUGAGUCCCUCUGUGUGGCUUGGGUUUACGGAGCCAGGCGUUUCUACGACAACAUCGAAGACAUGAUUGGGUACAGGCCGUGGCCACUUAUCAAAUACUGUUGGCUGUUCCUCACGCCAGCUGUGUGCACAGCCACCUUCCUCUUCUCCCUGAUCAAGUACACUCCGCUGACCUACAACAAGAAAUACACGUACCCGUGGUGGGGCGAUGCCCUGGGCUGGCUCCUGGCUCUCUCCUCCAUGGUCUGCAUUCCUGCCUGGAGCCUCUACAGACUUGGCACCCUCAAGGGCCCCUUCCGAGAGAGAAUCCGUCAGCUCAUGUGCCCAGCCGAGGACCUGCCCCAGCGGAACCCAGCAGGACCCUCGGCUCCCGCCACCCCCAGGACCUCGCUGCUCAGACUCACAGAGCUAGAGUCUCACUGUUAGGCGGCAGGCCCUGGGAUGGUGCCUGUGAGCCUGGCCGUGGGGAUGGCUGCAGAGCGGACAGGGCAGAAGCAGCCCCAUGUGCUUCCCUGCCCCCCACCUGGAGUGGAUAAGACAAAAGGGGUGUUUUGGAAUCCACUGCUGAGCUGGAGGCCUCCCACUCCAACUUUUCAGCUCGGGAGUUGCUGAACAGAUGUGCAAGGCCAGUGCCAAGAGUGCCCCUCUGAGACCCUUGGGAAGCUGGAUGGGGGCUGGUGGGUGGGGCGAGACUGUUGCUGACUUCGGGCCCUCUCACCCUUCAUUCCAUUAAAUCCACAUUCUUCCCGCUGA